AUGGAGAAGCACAUUUUCUUAUUGAUUCUUCUCUUUCUAUUUCAAUAUUACUCCGUUUUUAUAUCGGCUGCUUCCUCAAAUGAAACAGACCAACAAGCUCGACUAGCUUUCCAAAAACUUGUUACUAGUCCCAGUCCUUUUCUGGCCAAGAACUGGACCAAGAAUACUUCUUUUUGCUCUUGGUUUGGUGUCACUUGCAGUUCAAAAAGGCAAAGAGUUGUGGCCUUGACUCUUCCUAAUUUGCAACUUCAAGGCACAAUUUCCCCCUCUUUGGCCAAUUUGUCGUUUCUCAGAGAGCUCAAUCUUAGGAACAACUUCUUCCAUGGCAGCAUACCUUAUGACAUUGGCCACUUGCCUCGCUUGCGAGUGAUUGAUAUUCAAGACAAUCAACUCCAAGGAAGUAUUCCAACAAGUCUAUUUCAACACCAAAAAGUUCAAACAAUAUCAUUGGCUUUAAAUAAACUCAGUGGUGAAUGUGGAAGGGGCCAUGGUAUAAUUCCUCCUUCUAUUGGAAAUUCUACAAAAUUGAUGAACUUAAGUUUGUCUGGGGAUGGAAUCAACGGCAACAUUCCAAAGGAGAUUGGUAAUCUGAGCCAACUUGCAGUGUUAUCCUUGUUUGAUAAUCAAUUAACAGGUUCCAUUCCUGCAGCACUGUUUAAUAUCUCCUCAUUACUUAUCAUAUCUCUAGCAAGAAAUAGCCUUUCUGGUCCUCUCUUGCCUGAUGAAGAGAAGAUUUUGUCAAAUCUAGAGUUUUUAGGUGUAUCAUACAACCAAAUUUCUGGUCGCAUUCCUUCCAACAUUUGCCAACUUGCAGAGCUGAAAAUUUUGUCCAUAUCUUUCAACAACAUAAAUGGAGAAAUACCCAGAAAUAUUGGUUGUUUAGCCAAUCUCGAGGAGUUCUAUAUUGGUUAUAAUCCAACAAGUGGGACUAUUCCUGCAUCAUUGGGCAAUAUUUCCACUCUGCAAAAUCUUAAUGCUAUGAACAAUAGUCUACAGGGGCCAAUUCCUCCAGAAUUAGGGAAGCUAUCCAAUUUGAGGCAAUUAAGCUUUGAUCUAAAUCAUAAUCUUAUUGGUCAAAUUCCAGAUGCUAUUUUCAAUAUAUCUUCUUUGGAACUCGUUGGUUUCAGUUUCAGCAACCUCUCGGGAAGAAUUCCAGCCACUACAGGUCGUCGUCUUCCAAACCUUAGAGGAAUUUACUUGUCAUACAAUCAGCUUGAAGGAGAAAUUCCUCCGUAUAUCACAAAUGCUUCCAAGCUUAACACACUGGCGCUAGAUAUGAACCUUCUCACUGGCACUAUUCCUACAAAUUUGGGGAAUCUUCAUGAGCUGCGAGGGUUAUUCCUAUCUGGUAAUCAACUUAACAAUGAACCAAGUGAAUAUGACCUACAAUUCUUAAAUUCAUUGGUGGACUGUAGGAUGUUGCGAUAUCUAGCAGUGGGUUCCAAUCUGUUGAAUGGCAUUCUGCCCAGUACUAUUGGGAAUCUGUCAUCUACUAUUGAAAUAUUUCAUAUAGCAGAUGCACACAUCAAUGGUCUCAUCCCCAAAGGUAUAGGCAACAUGAGCGGACUAACGAAACUAAACUUUCAAGACAACAACUUGAUUGGAAGUAUUCCUUUUGAGGUUGGUAGGCUUAAAAAACUCCAAGGGCUAUUUUUAAGUAACAAUAAAUUACGGGGGCAUAUUCUAGAUGUAGUAUGUGAUUUAUCUAAUUUGGUUGUAUUAUAUUUGCCUGAAAAUGAGCUAUCUGGGGUGAUUCCAGAAUGCAUAGGAAAUCUUAGCAUGCUACAACAGCUUGAUUUGGUGUCUAACAAUUUUUUAUCAUAG
Nicotiana attenuata is the source of this 1824-nucleotide messenger RNA. RefSeq names its product probable LRR receptor-like serine/threonine-protein kinase At4g36180. The coding region runs from base 1 to 1824 and encodes 607 amino acids. NCBI's taxonomy places the organism in Eukaryota, Viridiplantae, Streptophyta, Magnoliopsida, Solanales, Solanaceae. The record is from RefSeq and is a predicted model, not a curated record. Gene Ontology annotation, molecular function: protein binding. The transcript is spliced from 2 exons.